This is a messenger RNA of Priapulus caudatus, 2303 nucleotides long. RefSeq lists its product as uncharacterized. Bases 198 to 695 code for a protein of 165 amino acids. The transcript is spliced from 4 exons. The record is from RefSeq and is a predicted model, not a curated record. Lineage: Eukaryota; Metazoa; Priapulida; Priapulimorpha; Priapulimorphida; Priapulidae.
UUUCCUUCCUUUCUUUUACAGGCACAUGUUAAAUUGACCAUCCUAAUGUUUAUAUACCAACAUCACGAAAACCGUGUCAUGUGAGGAAAUGGCAUUCGUCAUCGGUGUUUAUUCUUAUACCCGUGUGAUCGAUCGCCAGGACUUAUGACAGUCUACGCUUGACACCUCUACUUCUACCUAACAGCUGGUGGUGCAUCAUGGAUCACGAUGAGGCUAUGCAGAUAGAGGAAGAUGCCGAUUGCUCCCAUGAUUCUGGGUGCAUGCUAGAAGAGUCUGUCGGAGCCCCACCAUUUUUCGCCGUGCAAAUAUCACGGGAGGAGUUUCAGAGACAAGCAAAGGAGCAUACAAAAGAAGCUUUGCAGCGGCUAGUUGGUUCCCUGGAGUUUAAACAGAUGCAGGAAACAUGUAAAACGUGCAAUGUUUGCUGGUCACUUGAACACAUUUCUCUCGAAUGUGCGGAGUGUGGCGGAUUUGCAAUACAGCGACCAUGCCCAAUAUGCAGUGGAAGGUGUGGCCAACUUUGGACGAGGGACAUAGACAUGUCGCACGCGAUGCGCACGGCUCACUGGCAGGGAGAUUGUGGUCUUCCAAAGGAACAGCAGCAAGUCUACCUCUAUCGUGCCAUGAUGGAUGACAGUGAAACUGCUAUAAGUGAAGCACUGAAAGAGCUGAACACAGAAAACUGUGAUCGAUAGAACCCCGGGCCAGGAGAUGACACCAAAAGUGGAUUAAUACUUAUUUGGUAGCGACAAUAAUACCUAUAGCAGAGAAUAAUACUUAUAGGUGUUAUCGUCUGUUGGGGACAUUUACGUGCUAGUUUUCUAUGGGUCCUAAAAAACCUGGAAAAUCCUUGAGUUGUAAAAUAUAGUUUUCCAGUUCAGAAAAGUCAUGGAGAAUGAGAAUUUGUCUAUCUUGUCUGUAAGCUAAUCACAUUUGCAUCAUCAUAGAAAAAUGUUCACUAUAUACUGGUUUGAUGACACGGAGCACAAAUAUUGUAUUCGGUUAUAAUCUUGCAGUAAUGGAAAAUAGACUCGUUAUGUCAUAGAAAGCUUUUUGGAAGAUGUGUUUGAAUCCUGAUGUUUGGAAUCAGGUCCAGUCUGUUCAACUGCUUCUAAAAUUAGAAGGACGUUGCAUCUGGCGGGACUGCUACUCGUUUCUGUACAGUGUUAUUUAAUUAUUGUUGCUCGUUUAGCUUAGGAAACGUCGUAAUAAGAAGGAACUGGUCGUGAAUUGUUAUAAUUGAGAUGGUAAAUGCUCAUUCUUGCUUAUCCCUAAGCGUGUAAAUGCUGUGUUGGUUUACAAAACGAUGACAUCUCUAUUCGUAGAAGGCAGGUUCAACUUAAAUUAAAGGGCAUCAAACUAAUUAAACUUAAUAGAAAACAAAACGAAAGAAAACUUAAUAGUCUCAAACUAAUUGAAGUUUCUUUUUCAGAUCAUCUAUCGCUCUUAAAUGAAAAGCGCUCUCGUAAACGUUUCGCAUAGUUUUACAUGUGUGUUCUGGCUUUAGGCAGUUCUUGGCAAUCCUACUGAUACGGUGUAACCUUUAUAAGGAUCACUCAAAAAAGGCCAAAGUGUCGUUUAAGACAGGGGUCGGUUCUGUAGAUGUCACGGUAUAACUGCCACCUUGAGAAAAUGUCAGAAGCGUCGUUUAUAGACAAGCAUGCGUUCUAUUGAGCACUGCUAACACAGGGGUUUAACUGUAAUAAGUAACGGCUAUCAUGUUAGUGGCCAUGCAUAUAUAUAUAUAUAUAUAUAUAUAUGCAUUCCUCAAUUUGAUCUGUUGAAGUUUGAUCUGUUGACAAGUUGUAAACUGUGUUGAUAGAAUGACGUAACUGUUUGAUGAUGGUAUUCUGCUCUGGAACUCAGCUAGGCAGUGUGGGAAAGAAUCCAGGAACGUGUUAUUGGUAUGCUGAUGUGAAAUAAGGCAAUCUAGCAGUGUUUAAACGAAUGUGUGACAAAUGUAAAUACAUAUUUUUGCAAGAGUACAUUAUUACGUAUGUGAAAUGUACAUAUACUGACGGUUAAGAUACAGCUGUACAUAAACAAAUCGUUUCCGUACUUACCUUCUGACUUUUCCAUUUUUUAUUAUGUUUCGUGUUGCACUAAAAAACAUAUACCCACCCUGUUUGGUUUCCAAUUCUUUGAUGGCAAAUGAGUUUAGAAAAUGAACACAUGAUAUUCUCACUUCAGUCUAACGCAUUGUACACACUAGUAUCACGGGCUAACUUUCUUAUACUUUACUCAUGUGCUAAACUUGCUUUCUUUACCAAUGUAUUAACAAAUAUAUCUUGUUUAUGUUUUAA